UUUCUCCGGUGCGAAUUUGAUUUCUUUCCCUUCAUUCACCUUUCAGAAAGAGGUUAAAGAGACGGCACCGUUUGCUGUCCGCCUUGACUGAGCCACUGGUUCGUCUUGGCCCUCGAUUUUGCUCUCUGAAUUUUGUAGACUCAGACUCAGACAUCAUCAAUGGCGGUCAAACCUACCAAGGCCGAGAAGAAGGUCACGUACGAUGCGAAGCUGUGCAAGCUCUUGGACGAGUAUUCUCAGAUCCUUGUGGUGAACGCCGACAACGUCGGAUCCAACCAGCUGCAGGACAUCCGCAAGGGCCUCCGUGGCGACACGGUGGUGCUCAUGGGAAAGAACACCAUGAUGAAGCGCUCCGUUAGGAUUCAUGCUGAGAACUCAGGCAACAAUGCCUAUCUCAACCUUAUCCCUCUUCUUGUCGGCAAUGUGGGGUUGAUUUUCACAAAAGGUGACUUGAAGGAGAUUAGCGAAGACCUUGCUAAGUACAAGGUUGGAGCUCCUGCUCGCGUUGGUUUGGUUGCUCCAAUUGAUGUUGUUGUUCCUCCUGGCAACACUGGGCUCGAUCCCUCUCAGACCUCUUUCUUCCAGGUGCUCAACAUUCCAACCAAGAUUAACAAGGGUACUGUGGAAAUCAUUUGCCCUGUGGAACUCAUCAAGAAGGGAGACAAGGUCGGCUCUUCUGAAGCUGCAUUGCUUGCCAAGCUAGGCAUAAGGCCCUUCUCAUAUGGUCUUGUGGUGCUUUCGGUUUAUGAUAAUGGUUCAGUGUUUAGCCCUGAGGUUCUUGAUCUUAGUGAGGAUGACCUCGUUGAAAAGUUUGGUAUUGGUGUCUCAAUGGUUACUUCACUUUCGUUGGCGAUCUCGUACGCCACACUUGCAGCUGCACCGCAUAUGUUUGUCAAUGCAUAUAAGAACGUUCUUGGUGUAGCAGUUGAGACAGAAUAUUCUUUCCCUCGGGCAGACAAGGUUAAGGAGCUCUUGCAGGACCCAAGUAAAUUUGCUGUAGCUGCUUUUGCCGCAACUGCUGCAAAUUCUGGUGCUUCCCAAGCUGCUGCUGCCGAGGAAGAGGAAAAGAAAGAAGAGCCAGUCGAAGAAUCCGACAAUGACAUGGGUUUCAGUUUGUUUGACUAAUUUUAUGUCUGGUUGUCUUGGAGUUUGGUUUA
Molecule: messenger RNA, 1157 nt
Organism: Gastrolobium bilobum
Lineage: Eukaryota; Viridiplantae; Streptophyta; Magnoliopsida; Fabales; Fabaceae
Product: large ribosomal subunit protein uL10-like
Exons: 5
Coding region: 160-1125 (321 amino acids)
Biological process (GO): ribosomal large subunit assembly; cytoplasmic translation; ribosome biogenesis
Cellular component (GO): cytosolic large ribosomal subunit
Molecular function (GO): structural constituent of ribosome; large ribosomal subunit rRNA binding
Source: RefSeq, a predicted model, not a curated record